Messenger RNA from Meloidogyne enterolobii, 240 nucleotides. NCBI's taxonomy places the organism in Eukaryota, Metazoa, Nematoda, Chromadorea, Rhabditida, Meloidogynidae. The record is from the annotation of a GenBank genome assembly.
AUGGAGAGUGUUAAUUGGCAUGGUUUUGUAAUUUUUAAAAAUGGAAAAAGGAAUUUGGAAUUGCAAGCAGAUAUCUUUCCAGAAGGGUUUGUUAAAAUACACGAACAUAUUAUUGUAAGCGGAUUUGUGUCAACAUCAACAAUACACUCGGAUCUCAUCCGUUUAUACCUCCACUCUUAUUGCCUUCAAUUUUAUAUAUGGGUUUUCAACCUUGACCCGACUGUUAUUACUUGGAAAUAA